Messenger RNA from Nerophis ophidion (straightnose pipefish), 2469 nucleotides. RefSeq names its product cyclin Y (gene ccny). The record is from RefSeq and is a predicted model, not a curated record. The transcript has 12 exons. Lineage: Eukaryota; Metazoa; Chordata; Actinopteri; Syngnathiformes; Syngnathidae. Gene Ontology annotation, molecular function: protein kinase binding; cyclin-dependent protein serine/threonine kinase activator activity. Gene Ontology annotation, biological process: regulation of canonical Wnt signaling pathway; regulation of cyclin-dependent protein serine/threonine kinase activity. Bases 444 to 1514 code for a protein of 356 amino acids. Gene Ontology annotation, cellular component: cytoplasmic cyclin-dependent protein kinase holoenzyme complex; plasma membrane.
GGGGGGGGGAGACACACAUCCCGGAUGCAUCGGCAACACAGCGGCGGAGGAAGCGACUGCUGCCCGCAGUUGUUAGUGACAAUGUAGCCUUAGAGAGACCGAGCAAACCAGCAAAAGUAGCGCGUGUUGUUAUUCAGCCGUUCCGUGGUAAAAUGUUUUGGUGACCGGAAAAAGAAGACCCGGGCAGGAAGCGAAGUGUGUUCCAUGGAGGCUGAUAUCUGCCGGGUUGGGCUCCACUUCACCCCGGCUAGCUCCACUUAGCAUCUUAGCCGCCUUCCAAUGGCUCCCAGUCCCCGGUUAAGCAGAUCCUAGGCCGGGGGAAAAAGGGCGUGUAACGCGAGCGGAUAACGGGGUCGGUUUAGCUGGUUACCGCCCCGCCUUUCCUCGCUCUGCGCCCGGGCAACAUUUCACUGUUUAUUCCGCCGUUAUUGUCGUUGAUCAGCAUGGGGAACGCACCGUCCUGCUGCGUGGCGUCCAGCCCCAAACACCGGCGGAACAACCACUCCAGGCUGGAGACGUACCGGCCGGAGCCCGAGCUGAGCCGGGAGGACACGGGCUGUAACCUCCAGCACAUCAGCGACAGAGAGAAUUUGGACGACCUGCCAAUGGAGUACAAUCCCUCGGACCAUCCUCGGGCCAGCACAAUCUUCCUCAGCAAGUCUCAGACUGAUGUUGCUGUGCACAACAAGCGAGUUCGAGAAAAGAGGAAGAGCCUUUACAUCAAUCAUUUCACACACAUUUCGGAAAACAAGCAUCACCGGGGCCCGUUGAGAAGAAAGUACAGCUCGUGUUCCACCAUAUUCCUGGACGAAAGCACCGUCAGUCAGCCCAACCUCAAAUACACCAUUAAAUGCGUAGCGCUGGCAAUAUUCUAUCACAUACGAAACCGAGAGGUGGAUGGAAGGAUGACGUUAGACAUUUUUGAUGAGAAGCUGCAUCCUCUAUCGAAGUCUGAAGUUCCUCCGGACUACGACAAGCACGACCCCGAGCAGAAGCAGAUUUACCGCUUCGUACGGACGCUCUUCAGUGCGGCACAGCUCACGGCCGAGUGUGCCAUCGUCACAUUGGUGUAUUUGGAGAGGCUCCUGACCUACGCCGAGAUCGACAUCGGCCCGGCCAACUGGAAGCGUAUCGUGCUCGGAGCCAUUCUCCUGGCGUCCAAAGUCUGGGACGACCAGGCGGUGUGGAACGUCGACUACUGCCAAAUUCUCAAGGAUAUCACUGUGGAAGACAUGAACGAGCUGGAGCGGCAGUUUCUGGAACUGCUGCAGUUCAACAUCAACGUGCCGUCCAGCGUCUACGCAAAGUAUUACUUUGACCUGCGUUCUAUGGCCGAGGCCAACAACCUCAGCUUCCCUCUGGAGCCCCUCAGCAGGGACAAGGCCCAGAAGCUGGAGGCUAUCUCAAGGUUGUGCGACGACAAGUUCAAGGACCUGAAGAAGCUGGCCAAGAGGCGAUCGGCGAGCGCAGACCACCUGGCAGGCCUGCGCUGGUGUCCCGCCAUCCUCUCCUAGUGGCGGCCGGGACAGGAAGCGGAGGACCCAAGGCAGGCAGGUGUCCGACACAAUGCCCGCACCUGGCACACCUCUCUGGUGGUUGUAGAUAGAGGGGGGGCCGCACUGCACUGAACCAGACCCCACCAGGUGUGUGACUCAACGAGAUGAAGGCUCGCUGAAGCAAAAUGGAAAUACCACGCGUCGAAAUAGCGCCACGGCUACCUUCCUCCUCCGGUUCUUACUUUACAGACACCUUUUCGAUUCCCCCUUCCCAGUUCACCCACACAUUCCACGAUCGGACACGUUCAGCUAACGGCCUUAUAUUCCAUUCCUGCUCAGUGAGCCAAAGAGAAUCAGUGUUGAAACUUCCAAGUGUCUGAGACACUUCUAGCAAUACUCGGCCCGCUCGGGCGGAGAAGAAGCAUGCGUUCUACUUUCUCUUCUAAAACCACUGGAGACACUAACAACUUUUUACCCUCACUACCUUUUUUUUUUUGGUUUGUUUUCUACGAUCCUUCCCGCAGCACAAGUGACAGAAGCCACUCUUCAGGUUAGUUUUAUGUUCUGAAAAUGUGACAUUUCUAUAACACUGCUCACACACAGAUUGUAUACCUUUUUGCUAAUGUGUCUGUACGGUGGAGAUCCAGUGCCAGUGUGCAACAGUAUUUAUAUUACUUUCUACUCUACACCAGGUUUCAAUGGGCGCUUGUACCCCCCAAAAAAACUCCCCACCCACCUCAUUUUGUUGUAACAAAGUUUUGUAACGACUGAAAAGUCGCCAUCUCGCUACAGUGCAUCGAUUUAGGCUGACGUGAUUCUAUUUUUUUAGAGCCAGUCCGUGAACAUUGUUCUAUAUUCUAUUGACAGUAAUCGAACAGGCGGACAAAGUAACAUCCGCCAAGUGAAACUUCACUGUGUGGCAUUGUAAUGUACAUUACAUUUAUAGCUAAUUAAAAAGAUUGUUUUAACAAAA